Acomys russatus (golden spiny mouse) is the source of this 3958-nucleotide messenger RNA. It is a transcript of the gene Ccser2, whose product is annotated as coiled-coil serine rich protein 2. The record is from RefSeq and is a predicted model, not a curated record. Gene Ontology annotation, biological process: microtubule bundle formation. The transcript is spliced from 10 exons. The coding region runs from base 236 to 3343 and encodes 1035 amino acids. Gene Ontology annotation, molecular function: microtubule binding. Gene Ontology annotation, cellular component: microtubule cytoskeleton. Lineage: Eukaryota; Metazoa; Chordata; Mammalia; Rodentia; Muridae.
GGGAGGGGGCGCGGCGUCGGUGAAGUCCGGCGCUCCCUCAGGCCGUGGAGGCGAUGCUGGCUGCUGCGGGCCAGGCGGCUGGGCGGGCGGGGAUGUGACGGGACAGCCUCGUGUCUCUCUUCCAUCCUCCGGCCGGCGGGUCGCUGGGCGACCCGCAUCCGGGCCGCUGCCGAGGAGGCAGCGCGACCUCUGCACGAUUCUGUCAAGUUUUAAGAACCAAUGCACCUUAUAGCCCAUGGAAGAAAAAACACAAAUCAAGACAUUUUUGGGUUCCAAGCUGCCAAAGUAUGGAACGAAGUCUGUGAGAAGUGCACUGCAACCAAUGCCAAGUGGGGCCACUGUGACUUUAUUAGGGACUUCCAAGAGUAGCAACGUCAAGAAUUACAUCAAAAAUAAUGGCUCUGAUUGUUCGUUGUCCCAUUCAUUUAAUUGGAGAAAAACAAAUAAAUACCAACUUGGUUCACAAAAUACAGCAGAACUUAAUAAUACUCAGAGCACACACGACAGACUAGUUGACCCUGGACAGCAUGCUCCUGCUCCAGGAACGCUUGAUAGGGAUGGGAUAGAGGGAGGUUUGAAAAGUGCUUCCUUCUUCACAUCCAAGUUAGCAAGACCAUCAACCAUGUUUGUGUCAUCUGCAGAGGAGGUAAAUCAGAAAUCUUUUUCUGGACCUUCUAAUUUGGGUAAAUUCAAAGGCACAUUACUAGGAAGGACUUCAUAUUCUUCGGUCACUGCAAAGUCGCAUUUGAAUACGUUUUACGGGAACCGGCCUGCUGGUAGCAUGCAGAAGCCAAGAGUGAGCUCCUGCGCCAGCAGAAGCAGUUCCGGAGAAAGCUUAGCACAGUCCCCAGACAAUACUAAAGCUAUCACUUGUGAAAAAAUGGUAAGGUCACAAAGUUUUUCACAUUCCAUUCAGAAUUCCUUCCUUCCACCUUCAUCUAUAACCCGAUCACAUUCCUUCAACAGAGCUGUUGACCUUACAAAGCCUUAUCAGAACCAACAGCUACCCGCUCGAGUGCCUCUCCGGUCAGGUAUGCUGGCGAGAAGUUCCCGGCAGUCGGAAGUACUCAAUGGGAACGAACACUUGGGGUUUGGUUUUAAUAGGCCUUAUGCUUCCGGUGGAAAGAAACUGGCUUUAUCAAAUGGCCCAGGUGUGUCUUCCUCAUUGGGCUAUAGGAUGGUUCAUCCCUCUCUACUGAAAUCUAGCCGACCUCCAUUUUCUGGGACUAUGACAGUUGAUAGUAAUAAAAACCCACCUGCUGACAUGUGUGUAGAGGAGGAAGGUAUCAUUUCAGCCACGGACAGCUCUACUGGUAAGGACCAAGAACUAAUUGAAAAUGAAAGUUACCGAACAGACAAUGAUCAGACUAUGAAGCAGGAUUCUAAAAUUAGGUACCUGAGUGAUGAUGUGGAUGAUAUUUCUUUGUCCUCUUUGUCAUCGUCUGAUAAGAAUGAUCUAAGUGAAGAUUUCAGUGAUGACUUUAUAGACUUAGAGGACUCCAACAGAACCAGAAUAACUCCAGAGGAAAUUACUCUCAAAGAAGAGAAGCAUGACAAUGGACCAUCAAAGGAUAUAUUUGAUUCUCCUAAGGAAAACGAACAGAUCUUCAGUAAACCCGAUGAAUGGAUAGAUAUAAGUGUCUCUGACAGGAGUGAAUGUACAAAGCAUACCUCCGGAAAUAACUUGAUUUCACCAGAUACGGAUUACAGAGCUGGGUCUUCAUUUGAACUCUCUCCGUCUGACAGCUCUGAUGGAACAUACAUGUGGGAUGAAGAGGGCCUGGAACCCAUUGGCAGCGUCCAUCCUGUUGGCAGCUAUGAGUCCUCCGAAAUGAACAGCAUAGACAUUCUGAAUAAUCUUGAAUCAUGUGACCUUGAGGAUGAUGACCUUAUGCUGGAUGUGGAUUUGCCGGAGGACACACCUCUUGAAAAUGUGGAGUGUGACAAUAUGAACCGCUUUGACCGAUCAGACAGAAAUGCACGACAGUCGCAGGACGGAUUUUGGAAAAGACCACCCCAGAGGUGGAGUGGACAGGACCAUUACCACCUUAGCCAUCCUGACCACUACCACCACCACGGGAAAAGUGACUUGAGCAGAGGCUCUCCUUAUAGAGAAUCCCCUUUGGGUCAUUUUGAAAGCUAUGGAGGGACGCCCUUUUUCCAGGCUCAGAAGAUGUUUGUAGGUGUGCCAGACAGCACAGUGAUACUGGAUGAGAUGACCCUCCGGCACAUGGUCCAGGACUGCACAGCUGUAAAGACACAGUUACUGAAACUCAAGCGCCUGUUGCAUCAGCAUGAUGGAAGUGGAUCACUGCAUGAUGUUCAGCUGUCAUUGCCAUCCAGUCCGGAGCCGGAAGACAGCGAUCAGAUAAAUAAGAAUGAAGAUUUAUUAAAUGAAAUAAAACAACUUAAAGACGAAAUAAAGAAAAAAGAUGAGAAAAUUCAACUAUUAGAGCAUCAGCUUGCAACCCGGUGUAACUGCCACCAGAAAUCUAAAGAGGACAAGUGUACAUAUGCUGAUAAAUACACCCAGACACCAUGGAGAAGAAUUCCUCCUCAAGUACUACAGCCUUCCAGCAGCCUUCCCAGACGUACAGACCACGCCCAGGGAAAACUAAUCAAGCCACAACAUAUCGAGGCCCACAGUGAAUAUGCAGUCCAAGGUAUGUGUCAGGGCGGUGCACAUCCCGACGAAGGCUUUGCACAGGGCCUGCAGCAAGAGAAGAGCUAUGACUUGGAAGAGCGUCCUUCUUCGCUGAGCCCACAGUUGACAGCGGAUGUGGAGAAGGACAUAGCUUCUGAAAUGAACCCGAGCAUGACUGUGAAUGCUCAAGAGCCUUAUCAUUUGGCAAAGAAUCAAACUAGUGACAUGCAGCUUGUAAAGACUCCUCCUCAGACAGCUUCCCAGUCAAGUACCGUGGACCAGACUAAGAGGGUUGAAAGAAACCAGUCUCCUCAGCCCAAGUCCUCACAACUUUUAAAGCCAUCCAUCUUGAGUUCUUCAGCACCUCCUCCAGAUUCCUCAUUAAGUAGGACUUCCACAUGUAAGAAGGCAUCAGUAAUCACACCAUGCAAUUCAAAACUUCAGCUGACAUCUAAUCAAAACAAUCUUGCAAACCAUUUGAAUCUGAAAACAUCUAAACUUCGUCCCCCUUCUGGCUCUUUCAAACAAAAACAAAUAAGCAAUCCCCAACUAGAGCCUCAAAACUUCCAGGCCAAGAGAAGCAUCCCAAGGCCGUUAGCACGACCAAAAGAACUGCAUCAUUCACACAGCAGUUUGCAUUCUGGGGAUUGUGUGGCCUCUAAUCGAUAUUCUCGUCUUCCUAAACCAAAGAUGCAUUAAGCGCAUAGCCAUCACCUGCCAAUCUGUUCUUUGAAAGCAGUCUGCUCUGUAAUAGCUUUAUGUGCAAUUUAUUACUAUGUUGGAGGUUCCAUUACAGCAAAUCUUAAAAUUAAAAUGCAGAAGCUUCUACUAGUUUGGCUCUUCCAUUCUAUGUCCUGGUUGAAUUAUAUACCCUUUGCACAUACUUGUCUCAGGUAAACACAAGUUUACUUAUCCAUCUCCAGAGGCCCAGGUCCCUACUCACACUAUCCAGCCCUCUCUCUGCAUACCAGAAAAGUCAGAAUAUUCCAUUUUUCAGGCAAAACAUGUACAUUGCUGAUUUAGUCUUGUUGUGGUCUGUAAUAACUGUGGUUAUCAGAACCCCACUCCUUUGCUUAUUCAUCCUGUGACUGUGGCUGCUAUUUGAACUAAAGAUCCAGAGUGAGGAUGGAAGAUGGCUGUCCUUGAGCAGGGUUCUGGCCAGUGGUUUGUAUAUUUAUGAGGUCUAUGCAAAAGCUGUCCAAUGAAUAAAGAAAAGACCAGGCUUCUAGUAAGGGAGUCCUUACUGAUUUUUUCUCUCCUUUCUAGGAUCAAUGAUCCAGUUCUACUGUUUCUCCACUUAUCAGACAAAUUUCC